AUGAGAGACCCCACCAGUACAUCAUCCAACGGUCGAGACGCCACGUGGCCCAAUCUCACUCAGUUCCGUAUAUAUAUCCGUCUAAUAAUUAUUGUUCAAGACUCUUCUUUUACCAUUUCUACUCUCAAAGAGAACAAACGCUCUCCUCUGUUCUUAUCAAUGGCCACAGAUCAAGAGAAUCUACUCUCAGAUGAUUACGAAGAAACGGCGGCGUUUUGCGGUUGUGGGUAUUUCCGUAGUUUCAGUGUAAACCGGUGGCGGAGAGGAGGUGACGGUGGCUGGAGCGGUAGUUUGCAGGAAGAAAACUGGGGGAGCAGGAAACUGAAGGGGCUGAAGGAGGUUUCUGAGAAAAUUGCGGGACCAAAGUGGAAAAACUUUAUAAGAAGUUUUAGCAAUGGGAGGAAGAAGAUGAAGAGGGAUGUAGAUUUCACUUACGAUCUCAAAAACUACAGUCUUAAUUUUGAUGACGGCGGUGAAAAUCCUUCGCCGGAGAGGUUUGUGGCUCCGCUUGUGAUAAAAGUGUGA
This is a messenger RNA of Microthlaspi erraticum, 525 nucleotides long. The record is from the annotation of a GenBank genome assembly. NCBI's taxonomy places the organism in Eukaryota, Viridiplantae, Streptophyta, Magnoliopsida, Brassicales, Brassicaceae.